CGCGAUUCUGGUGAGAGUGCAUGUCGCACAGGUUCGUGACGGUGAUGCCGCCCGUAGAGAUCAGAUGCUGCUUGCUCCCUACAACACUAACGCGAAUCCUGCGGAGAAGAUCAGGUAAUUGCGUACCACAUGAGUAGUCGGCGCCGACAAAGCGCUGCGGUCUCGCUAACCGCCUCGCAAUCACGGACGCGGCAACGCCAGUCGUCCAUUCCCAACCCGUUCACUCCAUCCACAUGCACAUCUCCCCUUCGCAUCCACGAGCCAUCUUCGUCGCUCAGCCUCACAGGUCUCGAGAAAGCACAGCUACUUGAGUUGGCACACGCCGCAGCUUCCGAACUUCUAUCCUAUGUGCAGCUUCUGCAGUCACAGCCCGCACCCGCCACCUCCAAGCAAAUUGAAUCCACCGACGAGAGGUACAUUUGCCAAUCCAAGACCGCGAUCCUCACGGGGUACUCGUCCAUCCAUGACUACAAACGACACAUGCACCCGUACGCCUUUAACGCGUUCCACACGACGUCCACGCUGUGCGCCAUCCACUCUGGCCAGGACGACAAGUCCGUCGUGACCGUGAAAUGGAGUGCGGCAUCGAGUGGCCCUUUGGCCCACGACCGUGACUUUUGCUAUGUGGAGAUCCAACAGCCUUUUGUGGCGCGAAACGGCCGGCGAGGGUACGUGCGAUGCGUGCAUUCGAUUCCGUUGUUUGUAGCGUCGUCGAAACACCAGCAUGUUCGGGCGAUAUUGCGGCAUUCCGGCACUGUCGUAAUGGAGGGAUCGAAAGAGAACAGACGGCUCCUGCAGAGAACAAUAGUCUUGAAUGUCGACCACCGAGGAAAAAUGCCCAAAUGGGUAGCAGCGAUCAUGGUGCGACGUCUCCUGGCGAGAGCCGAGUCCCGCCCCCAUGAUGUGGCCAACGACUUGCAACACCACCACACGAUGGACACCCCAUGGCAAGAAGACGACGACACAAUGCGAUUGCAGUCGAUGCGGCGGCGAAAGUCGUCGUCGAUCAAUGCAUGGACGUCUUUGAAGGACAUGGUCAAGCUAUGCAAAGUAUGCACGACCAAGUUGAGGUGGUACCAUCCCACCGUGAAGUGCAAGGUCUGCCGCAUGGUACGGAUGGCGCGACUCUUCUGCCGUUGUGGACGCUCGUUUAUGACGUUCAUGCAUCGUAGGCGGUGUGCAAACCAUGCACAACGCACUGCGAGGUCCUGCUCAAGGCGUCGCACCGAGUGUGUUUACGCUGCAACGCCCACCUUGCGUCCCUGCUAGCGAAGUCCGAGGAGGAGCUCCUACCUGUGGAAGUGUACCCUGAGGACACUUGCACCUUUCUGGACGAAUGGGAUGAGUCCAUGUCGUGAUGUCGUCCAUGUCCAACGUUUGCCCGCGAUGCAAAUUGACCAACGCGUUCCCUCCAUUUUCGGAUCUUAUUGGAGUACUGUGAACAAAUAAAAUAUUUUCGUUU
Molecule: messenger RNA, 1462 nt
Organism: Aphanomyces astaci
Lineage: Eukaryota; Oomycota; Saprolegniomycetes; Saprolegniales; Verrucalvaceae
Exons: 2
Coding region: 130-1269 (379 amino acids)
Source: RefSeq, a predicted model, not a curated record